Apus apus (common swift) is the source of this 4197-nucleotide messenger RNA. RefSeq names its product 7-alpha-hydroxycholest-4-en-3-one 12-alpha-hydroxylase. The record is from RefSeq and is a predicted model, not a curated record. Bases 42 to 1574 code for a protein of 510 amino acids. The transcript has a single exon. NCBI's taxonomy places the organism in Eukaryota, Metazoa, Chordata, Aves, Apodiformes, Apodidae. Gene Ontology annotation, molecular function: sterol 12-alpha-hydroxylase activity; heme binding; iron ion binding.
GCCCCAGUCUAGCUCUAGUCCAAGCUCCAGGACGGGUUUUCAUGGCGCUCUGGGUGGUUCUCCUCUGUACCUUGGUAGCAUUGCUGCUUGGUGGGCUCUACCUCCUGGGUGCGCUUCGGAGACGGAGACCCAAUGAGCCACCUCUGGACAAAGGAACUAUUCCCUGGCUGGGUUAUGCACUGGAUUUCAGAAAGGACAGUUCAGAGUUUGUUAAAAGGAUGCAGAGGAAACAUGGGGAUAUUUUCACGGUGCUGAUUGGAGGCUAUUACUUCACCUUCGUGAUGGAUCCCUUCUGCUUUGGAGCCAUCGUGAAGGAAUCUCGAUCUAAACUAGACUUUAGGACUUUUGCAUCUAAACUAGUCCAGCAGGUUUUUGGCUACAAGCCCAUUGAAGCCAGCCAGAGGAUAAUUCAUGCAUCGAGCACGAAACAUCUGAUGGGAGACGGACUCACAGUCAUGACACAGGCCACCAUGGAGAACUUUCAGAAGCUGAUGCUUUCCAAUUUGAGCUCAGGAGAGGGGAAACAAGAGUGGCAAGAGGACAGCCUCUUCUACUACUGCUACAACAUGGUCUUCAGAGCUGGGUACCUGGCUCUGUAUGGCACUGAGCCACACCAAGGGGCAGAAAACAAGGAGAAAGCUCAUGAGCAAGAUCGCAUCCACUCCAACCAGCUCUUCCACGAGUUUCGGAAGUAUGACCGCCUCUUCCCUCGCCUGGCCUAUGCCAUGUUGUCUCCCAAGGACAAAAGAGAAGCUGAACGGCUGAAGAGGCUCUUCUGGAGCAUGCUGUCUGUGAAGAAGAGCCUUCAGAAGGACAAUAUCAGUGGGUGGAUAAGUGAUCAAGAGCAGCUUCUGGCAGAAAGCGGUGUUCCCGAGUACAUGCGGGAUCGUUUCAUGUUUAUGAUGCUCUGGGCAUCCCAAGGCAAUACGGGUCCGACUGCCUUCUGGCUCCUCUUGUACUUAAUGAAACAUCCAGAAGCUAUGAAGGCUGUGAAGGAUGAGGUAGAUAAAGUCUCAAGGGAGAGUGGCCAGGAAGCAAAGCCAGGGAACCCACCGAUUAACAUCACGAGGGAGAUGUUAAACCAGACUCCUCUUCUGGACAGUGCCCUGGAAGAGACCCUGAGGCUGGUUGCAGCCCCAAUACUGGUCAGAGCUGUUCUCCAGGACAUCAGCCUUAAGACAAGCAGAGGAACGGAGUACACUGUCCGCGAAGGAGACAGGGUGGCUCUGUUCCCUCACGUCUCUGUGCAGAUGAACCCAGAAAUUCACCCUGAGCCUCACAAAUUUAAGUACGACCGCUUCGUCAACCCGGAUGGCACCAAGAAAGAUUUCUACAGAAACGGGAAAAGGCUGAAAUACUUCAACAUGCCCUGGGGGGCAGGAGUAUCCAUCUGUCCCGGGCGGUUCUUCGCUACGGCUGAAGUUAAAAUGUUUAUCUUCAUGAUGCUGAGUCAUUAUGAGCUGGAGCUGGUCAACAGAGAAGAGGAGAUCCCAGAGAUAGACGCCAGCCGCUGGGGGUUUGGGACCAUGCAGCCUGUUCGUGAUGUUCGGUUCAGAUACCGCCUGCACUUGUGAUCUGAGAAGUUCUUGUUGCAUUGUUGUGUUUGGUUGUUUUGUUGUUGGUUUAUUUGUUUGUUUUUCUGGCAUUAUCUAUGAAAGAAGUUGCGUGACCCCGUGGUUACCAGAUCCACACAGCACCAACACUGGUAGGAUCUCGUUUGCUUCAUGGUUACUGUGGCUUUUCUCUGUGCCUCCUUCCCACCUGUGUUGGGUGAUGCUGCAAGCUCCUCUGCACACCCACCAAGGAGCCCAGAGAGACAAAUAGCACCCUGCCAUCCUGGGGACCAUCAGUCUGCCAAAAGCCCAUCUACACAAGCCCAAAGGAGCGUAUUGGCAGGUGGGAAUGCAAAUUAAGGACUUCCAAGGAGGAAGUAUUUUGUUCGGAUCCCUCCCAGGGUAGUCCCAGCAGAGCCAUCAGCCCCACGGACCCAUCAAGGAGUGUCACUGGGAGCAGCUCUUUGGAUCACCAUCUGGACUAAGAGGGAUUGCUGUCAAGGGAGGGGGGAUAUCUUAUGGCAUGCAGAAGAAAAGCAUUUUGGCAUUGCACAGGAUUUGUGGUGGGAUGUUUAGGGGAGAAGCCAAAGGUGGGAAAAAGGAGGGAUUUAGGUGAUUUGGGGAGGAAAAUAGAGGGGUAAGGAGUUAAAAAGGGCUGGUUGUGUGUAAAUAGGUGGCUGGACCGUAUACUUGUCUGGUCACAUCCUGCUCCUGAUUAGCACAGUCUAUCCUAUUGUCUUAUUAAAUUCCUUUCCUUAAAUUCAAGCUUCUAGUAAACCCCUGGCAGGUCAGAGAAACCCACAUAUCCUCUCCAGAGGUGUAAGGGUUUCCUCGGGGCUUCCAAAUUGUCUUGUCUAUAGUCUCCUUCUUGUAUCUGAUGAGAUUCCCAAAGGGAGCAGAGGUGGGAGGUACCUAGCAAGGACACAGUGACGACUCCUUCCCAGUUGAUGUUUAAGAAAAGCAGAGGUCUUGCCAAUCUCAUUUACCACGUUGGUGAGAGGAGAAGGGAACAUCACUGAUAACCUACAGUACUGUUUUCAUCAAAUCUGCAUGAGUUAGGAAUGCACACGGUCACCUGCCUUUCCAGGGCUGCAGGACGUUGUGCAUUCAAGCCCUGUGUCUUGUGUGCAGUUUCUGGGGAUAAAAAAGGCUCUUUCUGUGUGUAUCUGGAUCCACCCCAGCAACCAUAACACAGCUGAAGUGUGGCUACGUACACCCUGAGCAAGGAUCCCCUAUGCCACUGAACCAGCUCUCUGCUUCAACGCAAACCAUUUCACAGGCUUGGAUAUUUUGGGCUCUGCAUGCUGGCCAGGAACAGGUCUGCCCUCCUAAGAGGGGGUGGUUGUCUGAGCUGUGGUGCCUGAGCCUUGCUGGGGGGUGAGCUCCCAGCACUGCCUCGUGCUUGAGCCUGAUUGGGAUCUCGAUGCUCCUUCACAUGCUCCUUGAAUCCCACAGGCUGAUGCCUGUUGGAAAAUGCCACCCUCCCUCCAAAUUUAGAUCCCAUCCUCUGCAAAGGCCUGAGGAGACUAUAAGGAAUGGGCAGGAGAAAUGGGAAAGGGCUUGAAAAUCAAAGAGGGGCACGAGAAAACAACUUCAAUCCCAUGCAGGCUACAGCCACGGUGACCUUAUGAGUCCUCAAAUAUCUCUGUUUUAUCCACUGGAUUCAAUGCAAGAUAGAACUUUGCUCUACAAGCUCUGCUUUGCUUUUUGACUCCUUCAAUAAUUACUGCUCUGAAAACAUCAGUCCUUACAGAAGUUAAAUCCCAGCCUUACCUGUGCAGAGGACAGCACAUUGAUUUUAAUGCUGACUCUAGCCUUCAACUUUGGAGGUUAUGUAUGAUCCAGGAAUGAAACUCAAAUAUUUUCCCAUGUGUCCAGACAUCAAAGCCAGCUUCUGCUUUGUUCUGCAAAGGACAGGGUUAUGUUGUAAUUGCAAGUCAAGGGCAAACCACACUGGGCUUUAGCCCAGACCUUGUGGUGGUGGAAAUUCAGGCAGAAACGAUCAAGCAGCUGUGUCAGAGCCAACGAAAAAGAAAAGUCCCUGUAACUCCACGGGCCUUGACUGUGACAGUUAAUAUUUUCAUUAACAAUACAAGCACCUUUUCACCACUUCCAUCUUCCCUCCACAGCUCUCACCCCGUUUUUGUCACCCAAGCUUCAUUUCUUUGCUCUGCUACCAAGAAUGAAGCUAGAGCUCUUCCCACAUUCCAGCUGAUGGUUGGAUCUUUGCAAGCUCCAAACCAUGCUCAGUAAUGCCUUGGGACAGUUGGGCAGGUCAGGGCCAUGGUGACAUCCUGGUCAAGUUGAUGUCCUCACUCCAAGGCUCUAGCAAGAGGAAUGCUUUUUGAGUGGAUAGUUUGCAUGAAGGUUGUUCACUGCUAAUGCCCACUGUGUAUUUGUGGUUACCACUUGUCAGGACCCCAGGUCAGAGGUGAGGGGUUAAGGAUGCACAAACAUGGACUGCACUUGGGGAAGGGAUAUAAAAAUAAGGACAGUGACAAUGAUUCAGCAGAAAAAUCUGGCUUUACUUCCUUGUCAGAAUGGUUUCUGUAACUGAACAAUAUUGGGUCUAUAAAAGACUUCAGACAUGCUCAAAUGCAUGCAGUUGUGACAAGCAAAAUAAAAUAAAAUAAAAUAAAAAUCA